AUGGCCUCUCUCUUUACCACUCUUCUAGUGGCACUAGUGUCCCUUAACUUGCCAGCCCAAACCUACUGUGCCUGUGGAAAAGAAGGAAAAACCACAGCAAACGAGGAUUGCUUACCUUCUCCACUACCUUCUCCUCCACAUCAUUACAAGUCUUCACCACCGAAACCUUAUUUGUACAAGUCUCCUCCACCACCACCUCUUGUUCACGAGUAUCCUCCUCCACCUAAGAGUCCGUACAAGUCUCCACCACCGAAACCUUAUUUGUACAAGUCUCCUCCACCACCACCUCCUGUUCACAAGUAUCCUCCCCCACCUAAGAGUCCAUACAAGUCUUCUCCACCGAAACCUUACUUGUACAAGUCUCCUCCACCACCAGCACAUGUUCACAAGUCUCCAUCUCCGCCCAAGAGUCCGUACAAGUCUCCACCACCGAAACCUUAUUUAUACAAGUCUCCUCCACCACCACCUUCUGUUCACAAGUCUCCACCUCCACCCAAGAGUCCACGCAAGUCUCCGCCACCGAAACCUUACUUGUACAAGUCUCCUCCACCACCACCCCCUGUUCAUAAGUCUCCAGCUCCACCCAAGAGUCCACACAAGUCUCCGCCACCGAAACCUUACUUGUACAAGUCUCCGCCACCACCACCUCCUAUUCACAAAUCUCCAUCUCCACCUAAGAGUCCGUACAAGUCUCCACCACCAAAACCUUAUUUAUACAAGUCUCCUCCACCACCACCCCCUGUUCAUAAGUCUCCAGCUCCACCCAAGAGUCCACACAACUCUCCGCCACCGAAACCUUAUUUACACAAGUCUCCUCCACCACCACCUCCUACCCUACAAAAACAAGUCUCCUCCAUCACCACCACAUAA
Messenger RNA from Coffea arabica (coffee), 870 nucleotides. The record is from RefSeq and is a predicted model, not a curated record. NCBI's taxonomy places the organism in Eukaryota, Viridiplantae, Streptophyta, Magnoliopsida, Gentianales, Rubiaceae.